UCAUAAAAAAACUUGAUAAUGCUUUUCAUCACUACCAUGCAUAUUUCGUUUUGCAUAUUAACAUUAUUCACCGUUUGUCAACAGUACAUCGACUCCAUCAAUUUCUAAAGAAUUAUUAGGAUCCAUAUUUAGUUUUAGUCCAAGUUCAUUGCAACCUUAUAUGGGAAUCAGACCUAUAGAUCGCCCAGAUGAUCCUUGGAGACAAAAGCCUUAUGAUUUGCACCGACCACUUGUUUACGGCGGUGGCAGCUAUGAACCAUAUUUGACUAACAGACGAUACAAACGCGAUAUCCAAACACAAACACCAACUAAUAAUAUCUUAACACCGGAUAUGUUGGAACGUUUACUUAAAAUAAAAAUAGAUUUUCAACGCAGGUUUCCAAUAUUGUACAAAUCGUUGCUGGAGCAUACUAAACAAACAAAAGUUUCUAUAAAGCCGCCUGUUAUACCAAGCGAUAUGUUGCAUUCAGUAAUGGAGUUAGCUGCUGCAGAAAAGAAUCCGGACGAUGAUUUCAAUAGGGAAAACAAAUCAGAGCAAUACAAAGCGGGAUCCAUACAAGAUGAUAUAGACUAUUUUCAAUUUGAUGAUGCUGAUGAUUAA
Messenger RNA from Teleopsis dalmanni, 601 nucleotides. RefSeq names its product defective chorion-1 protein, FC125 isoform-like. The record is from RefSeq and is a predicted model, not a curated record. The coding region runs from base 161 to 601 and encodes 146 amino acids. The transcript has a single exon. NCBI's taxonomy places the organism in Eukaryota, Metazoa, Arthropoda, Insecta, Diptera, Diopsidae.